AUGGACGCUCCGUCCACGCCCUCUCUACCUGUCUACUACGAGCCUCCCCUUUUCUCGCCUGACGGCUCUUCAACCUGGCCCGCUGUCGCGGCGUCCGCCGCCGCCGCCGCCUCUUCCGCUGGCUCCGCCGCUUCCGCCGGCGCCGCCGCCUCACAUUGGGACCUUUCUCAGCCCAGAUUGCGCCAGGCUGUUCUCAACGAGGCGCCUAUCUCCGAUAUCACCACCACCACCACCACCACCACCACCGCCACCACCACCGCUGCUACCUCUGGCUGGGAAGAGCAUGAUGCGGACUUGGCAGCAUGGACCAUACCCAACGACCUCCCCCUGAUAACCCCUGAUUUCCUUCUAGAAGAGCCGCCGUUGACAAGCGUCAUUAUCCCAGCGCCGUCGUCAGCACCCUGCGAUUUCCGACUACCACAUAUUGCUGCUGCGGGGUGCACAGACGGCAGCAUGGAGCCCAAGGGUCUCAGUGACCCUCCUGUGACUGAGAACGGUAUCGGCGCACCAGGCGUCGUCACCAGCUUGACUUUUGUUGCUGUGGCGUCUCAGAAGGGCGACGCUCUUGUGACUAAGAACGGGGUAUCAUGGGCUCCAGGCGUUCCAGAAAAACCCUCUAGUAGCGUGAUGAUGACCGUGGAUGAGCGUGCGCUCGUUGUCGGCCUUGGGUUCUCACCCGUGGAAGCAGUUUCAACGACGGCAGCAGUUUUAGCUGUGAUGCCUCCUACUGCCACAGACACUCCUCAGCUUGACCCUGGCGGCAUUGCCGCGCUGGUCCAUCGCGGCGGUGCUGUGUUUCUAGAACUCCCAGAACUCCCAAGCGUAAAAAUGGAACCUCCUGUCCCACUCUCUGCUGCCGUUUCUACUCCUCCUCCUGCUGCUGCUGCUGCUGCUGCUGGGGCUGCUGCUGCUGCUGCUGCUGCUGCUGCUGCAGCUGCUGGUAGGAGCAUUGCGUCAACACACAACGCCACGUCGACUGUCUCUGUCACCGCUCUUGAAGCCACAGGGGCACAGGAGGAAGCACGGACCACACAACCUGCCAUUCACCCUGUGCAGGCACUGCCAACGACCCAGGCAAUGCCGAGCUGUAGCCGCAGGGGGGAACUGGGCGUGGAAUGGCGCCCCAUACACCGCCGCAGCGCCACGGAGAAGCGCAGGCGACACCGGGUCAGUGCGGGGUUCAAGCAGCUAGAGAAGGUCAUUCCUGCGUCGUGGCUGCGCCAGCGGCGGUGCGCUACCAACCUGUCUGCACGCACCGAUAUGGUGUCGCUGCUUCACGCUGCUGUGGCGUUUAUCGAACAGCUGGAGUGUCCGAGCCUACAUUAA
This is a messenger RNA of Closterium sp. Yama58-4, 1326 nucleotides long. NCBI's taxonomy places the organism in Eukaryota, Viridiplantae, Streptophyta, Zygnematophyceae, Desmidiales, Closteriaceae. The record is from the annotation of a GenBank genome assembly.